Drosophila innubila is the source of this 2005-nucleotide messenger RNA. It is a transcript of the gene Ndc1, whose product is annotated as nucleoporin Ndc1. The record is from RefSeq and is a predicted model, not a curated record. Lineage: Eukaryota; Metazoa; Arthropoda; Insecta; Diptera; Drosophilidae. The transcript has 2 exons. Gene Ontology annotation, molecular function: protein-macromolecule adaptor activity. The coding region runs from base 147 to 1865 and encodes 572 amino acids. Gene Ontology annotation, biological process: nuclear pore organization. Gene Ontology annotation, cellular component: nuclear pore transmembrane ring.
AACCCUGAACUAGAAUAAUAACCGCGCAGCGCAACCGGCAACUUUGUCGCAAAUGUGCAAAAUUCGUUUUAAACCUACAAUAAUUUAGAAAAGUGUGCAGCUUUUUAUAGUGGGUUAAAAAUUAAAUAAACUGAGAGGCCGUCGCAAUGUCCAGCACGACCGUGUUAAGCUGUAAACUGAUGUUGUUCAGCCGCUGUCUGCGCGCUGUGCUUCUCAGCGUGCUCGUUCAAUUUCUACUGCUGAUCGUAUUUUUGCUGUUUGUUAACUUUGAGUUGAUGCAUCCGGUGCAUUGGGUGGCGGGUACAUUGAGGCUGCUGUGCAGCUUUUACACGUGGUUUGCCAGCAUACCGCUCAUAGGCGCCGUUGUGCUCUAUGGAGUGACGCUCUCCCAGCAACAUCUCGCCGAGCGUCGUUAUUGCAGCACACGCUAUCGUUGGAUGCUCUACAAUGGACCCCGGAAAUUGUUGUUCCUUGGCGCUCAUUUAUUGGUUGGCUAUUUAACAGCCUGGCUGUACACUGGAUAUCUGCAUAGCGACUACCGACAUUUACUGUAUCGUUGUUAUGGCCAGGAUUGUCUGAGUUCCUACCACCUCUUUCUGCUGGGCAUGGGCAUUGUGGCCGGCUGCUACUACUUUGUCUCCGUGCACAUGCGACACCAGGUGUCCAUUGACUAUGCCAUCCUGGAGCAAUCGCGCACGGAGAAGCUGCGUGAGUUGUUGUAUGCCACGCUCCGAAAGGCGCCUUUCAGCUCAUUGCUUCCCACGUUGAGUUACUCGAUUCUAUUUGCCGUGUGUGGAUCUCUGCUGAAGUACAGGCUAAGUCAUCUGCUUGGCGUGGAGGCGGACGAUCGUUUGGUGGGCCUUGUUGAGAUGGCCAGCAAUGUGCGUUUGCUGUUCUAUGCAUGGAUGCUCACCACUCAGAUACUGAGCAAUAUGCAUCUAAUGCGUUGCUUUUUUGCCAUGCUGUUGUCCGAGGAUUUGCCUUUGGUUGUGUCCCGCAAUCGUGUCUCGCUGGCCAGUGAAAAGCAAGUCACAGUGGUCUCCGCUCUGGGACUCUUUAAUGUGCACGUCGUGCAAUCCUUGGCCGCACAUUUCAUUUACAACGAAUCAAAGCGUAAGGAUUCUACCGUUCGCUUGGAAAUCUUCCAAUUGACAGAACCUGGCAAUCGACCAGCAAACUGGCGUGAACUAUGUGACCAAUCUCUCAGUAUUAUUGGCAGUUUCACUGACGACCUCACCGACUCCAUGCGACAGAUCAGUCAGAUGAAGGGCAGCGAACAGAGCAGCGAUAUUAAUGGUCCACUGUUGGCUGAAAAGCUGCUGCUCCGUCAGUACAAUCAAUUAUAUGGCAUCCGUUCAGCUGUUGCUCCUCCGCCGAGUGAAGAUCAUGUCCAGCAGUGGGAUACAAAACCACGGCACGUGCCCAACUGGUGCGAGCGCAUUUCCAUUCAGCUGGAAGAGUCACUGCAGCGGAUGCUGCGACGUAUUCCUGGCAUCAUCUAUCUCUUUGUCGAGCCGGAGGGAGCCAAGACAAUGUUCAUGCUGGAGAAUUCAUUGCCAGUUGUAUGGCUAACCCAAGCGCUGGCCGAGAUUUGUGUUGCCUCGCUCAAGGAGGAUCGCUAUGGUGUGGUACAAGAUGAUCUGCCUGCCAUUAUCAAGUCCCUGCAUCGCCUGAAGUGCGAAUUGGACAAGUUGAGCAACACCAUGAUCAACUUGAAGGCAAACAACAUUAGCUUCAAUUAUCUGCGCUGUGCAGUGCGACGUAGUCUUUAUAACAUUUGUAAUUCAUUUUACGACUAUCUGGAGGAGAUAACACCCACAGGCGAGGAGUUGCACCAGCUGCAAUCCUUCGUGCAUCACGGAUGAAAGUUUGACUGAUCAUCAUCAUCAACAUUAUCUACAUCCACAAUUGUUUUAAGUACCAAAUGUUUGCAUCUCUUCUUUCUUUUUAGUUGUCUUCGGUAACAAUAAAAAUUAAUAAAUACAGUUACAAUGUACAUGUUAUA